AUGGCCUGUCCCGACGACGUCGACGCGCACAGCACCGCUCCAGCGCCCGUCGCUAUACCCGGAGACCGCCCCCAGGACAUCGAGAUGGCUGCAGACGACUCAGCCGCCAGACAUGCCCUUCCUCCCCGUCUCGCAGCGCGGUUCAACCGGGUCUCCGCCACCUACAGACGUGCCUCCGUGCCCUCCAUCUCCCGCCGCAACUCGGCCUCGUCGAUACACUCGAAUCUGACGGUCCACGGAGCUCCCCAUGGCGACCCCAUGGCCCCCCAUAUCCGUCGAAACCUGAUACUGGAAUCCCGCAAGGCUCGUCUGGCCGACAGGGCCGCUCACGUUGAGAAAGUCAGGCUGCGUGCGGCCCUGGCGAAGAACGGCACCAAAACCGCUGCGAUCAAGGAAGAGAGAGCCCGGGCUGCGCAGAAGACCCGGGAGAGACUGCUGGCUGAUAUCACGGCAAAGUGCGAGGAAGAGGUUCGCCGCGCAAAGAAGAAGGCAGAGGACACCGAAGAGAGAAAGGCAGCCCAGCGUGCCAGACUCCGUCUCGAGAUGGUCGAGAAGUUCGCUGAGGCUGAAAGACGCAGACAGCUCUACCAGGAGACCCCCCGUCGACGCCGUACUUCUAGCAUCCCGACUGUCCCGGCUGCGCCGGCUGCGGAAGGGAUAAGGGUCACCAGCGCUGGUGGCGGCCAUACCAAGCCAGCAGCCAUACGUCUCACCCCGUCUGCGGCCGCCCACGUUAUCCAAAGGGUAUGGAGAAACCAUCGCUCACGAGUCCUGGUUGGAAAGUACCUGGGCCUGAAUCUCACUCUCGAAAGGAUCGGGUUACUAGGCUUCGAGAGGACCGGAGCUCUGGUGGCCAGUGAGACCACUCUGGAUGUGACCGCAGCCAUGCUUCGGCUCUGCGGCCUGCAGGAUACCCAGGGAGGUGCUCUCGGCGAAAGAGGCGCCGUCCGCAUCUUUCUCAGCAGUUAUGUCAUUGCAGCCUUUCCAGAGCACGUCCUGAGCAGCGAUGGGGAGCAGGAACAGGACCUGAUCGCCAAAGCCAGGGAGCUGCUUGUUAUCUUUCAAAACCUGCUUGAUAAGAUCGCUGUACGUGGCCUGGCCAACAUCUCGUUGUCUCCCAACAUGCUCUCCUUGUCAGAGGCCUACAAUAUGUUUGUCUCUGCCUUCCACGCUUGGAAAUCUCGUGAUUCCACCGUGCUCAUCGAGAUCAUGGUUGCUCAGUUUACAGAGCUUGAGCUUAUCUGGCAGACGGUCAAGAAUGAUCGGGCGGGGGGUGUUGCAGAUGACUACCAGCAAGGCAUCCGGUACAACCAGACCUUGCUCCUUGCGAGGUUGAAACGCCUUGUUGGAUCCGAGAAGGCUAUGAAACUGAUCAAGAAGUCCCUGAAGAAAGCCAAAAGCACUAAACAGGCCAAUGUAGCCACCGAGAAUACCAUCCCCAGGGCGGUCGACAAACCGUCGGCUUCGGCCGAGGCACUGACGGAGUCAUCGAAGCCACCGUUUGAAGAAAUGCUUCACUACGCAACCGCUAACUUACCAGAAUCCCGCCUCGAGGAAGAAUCAAUCUCUCCCCAGGACCGGCUAACCAGGGUUCUGACUGCUCUCCCUAACAACCGAACGCUAGUCCACGAACUCCUGAUCAACAGAGACUACCGCAUCGAACAGGACCACUAUACCCGAGUCCGUCGACAGAUCAUGAAUCAUGUUUGUGAUAUAAUGAGAAGAGAAGUUGCCGCUGGCUACGGCACAAAGUGGACUGUUGCUUUAGCCACAGUCAUCCAAGAUAGACUACUACGUUUCCUCAAGCAGGGAAAUUCCUUGCAUAAUCUGAUUACCGAAGUACUUGAUCCUGCCCAUAUUGAAAAACAGUGCAAUUCAGGCACCUUUUCAUAUGACACCUUCUUUGAUUUUAUGGGGAAUAUCCUUUCAAAACUGUGUGCUCCAUUUCGAGAUGCCGUUGUUGAAGAGUUUGCAAAGGACAAGUCGGGAGACGAAAUCGACCGUCUUUCACGGCUGAUGGGGAUAAUCGAUCUACUCUCGCUGGAUCACACCAACUUCAUGCUCCAGGUGGUGUCGCCUCAGUUAAUCGAAGAAGCACCCCAAUAUGAACAACGGAUGUUUGAAAGGGAUCUACAGAAUGGGUCCAUUACACUUGACAGUACUAGGGAGUUCUGGAAGUCAAAUCUUACCAUGUUUGGUGCUACCGACUCACAGCCAAUCAUGGGCAAGAUCUAUGCUCAGGGAAUGGUUGAUCUUGUGCUGAGCAACACAAUCACUUCCCAAAGACGUAUUCCCGAGACUCUCCAUGCUGACUAUGCUAGGCUUGGACAGCUCCGAUCUCAAGGCUUCAAGAUUGCCGCUACUGCUUCAAUAUUGCUUACUGCAAAAAAUCUCCUGAAACGCGAUGUGCGAUCUCAAUGGAAGAGCGAGGCAGAUCGAAUUUUAUCCCUAGACUGGCACGAUAUCAAGGCUGAGCGUAUUCAAUCAAUCAUCGAUUCCACUCAUCCGAUGCCCACAGCGGCCAGGUCCCAGCUCUUGAGCACAAUAAAGCGUGUGGUUGGCCCAGCUCUGGUCGCAGCAAAUGCAGCGUCUGCGCUUGCGCCUCCUAGUUUAUCCGUCACCACAACAUUCCAGUCUUUCACUGUCAGGCCGUGCCCCAGCCCAUCAGACGCUGGCUCUGAUUCCUCGGGCAACCCCACAUCCUUUACAGAUCCGGUGGCUCGACUCAUGCUCACUAGACUUCGAUCUCAUAUUCUAGCUCGUUUGAGCGCCACAAACACCAGAGAACGAGUGAAGAUGACCACCACUGCAAGCCAAGGACUUGCCAGUGCCGGAAUGCCUGAGUUUGUUAGUGAAGUGGGCAAAAUCGUGGAAACUCUUGACAAAGUCCGUGAGGUUGACUGGUUGUGUCAUGGACUUGUCCACGAGAAGAUCUGGCAUGAGAUCUCCGCCAGCGCCUGA
Molecule: messenger RNA, 2961 nt
Organism: Trichophyton benhamiae CBS 112371
Lineage: Eukaryota; Fungi; Ascomycota; Eurotiomycetes; Onygenales; Arthrodermataceae
Exons: 1
Coding region: 1-2961 (986 amino acids)
Source: RefSeq, a predicted model, not a curated record